This is a messenger RNA of Python bivittatus (Burmese python), 924 nucleotides long. RefSeq names its product olfactory receptor 14L1-like. Gene Ontology annotation, biological process: G protein-coupled receptor signaling pathway. The record is from RefSeq and is a predicted model, not a curated record. Gene Ontology annotation, molecular function: olfactory receptor activity; G protein-coupled receptor activity. Lineage: Eukaryota; Metazoa; Chordata; Lepidosauria; Squamata; Pythonidae. Gene Ontology annotation, cellular component: membrane.
AUGGAAAAUGACACAUCUGAGUUUCUUCUCUUGGAAUUCUCAAAAAUUUGGGAGCUACAGAUUAUGCACAUAGUUUUACUGCUGAUACUGUAUUUAAUGACGGUAACAGGGAACCUUCUCAUCAUCUCUGCUGUUAUUUCUGACCAUCACCUUCACACCCCCAUGUACUUCUUCCUGAUGAAUUUAGCCAUGCAGGACAUUGGUUCUGUUUCAGUCAUUAUCCCCAAAGCUGCUUUUAAUAAUCUGAUGAAGAUAAGGACUAUUUCUCACUCUGGGUGUGUUGCCCAAGUCCUCUUGUUCUUCUUUUUCCUGAGCUGUGAUGUUUCCCUCCUUACUGUCAUGGCCUAUGACCGGUAUGUUGCCAUUUGUAAUCCUUUGCGAUAUGAAAUGAUAAUGAACAGGAAGGCUUGCACUAAAAUUGUUGGUAAUGUAUGGACUGCCAGCCUUCUCAGUGCUUCAUUACACACUAUUGUCACUUUUAGUAUUCGUUUCUGCUCUAAUAUUAUCAACCAGUUCUUCUGUGAAAUCCCAUAUUUACUUAAGAUUGCCUGUUCUGGUUUAUAUGAAACUGAAAUUGGAGUUAUAAUCUUUGGUGCUAUAUUAGUAAUUGGUUGUUUUGCAUUUGUCAUUGUCACUUAUGUGCAUGUCUUCUCUGCUGUCCUGCGAAUUCCUUCUGUUCAAGGAAGGAAAAAGGCCUUCUCUACUUGCCUACCACACCUCAUAGUCUUCUCCCUAUUCGUGUUUACUGGUUCUUUUGUUUACCUAAAGCCUAUAUCUGACAGUCCAUCAUUCCUUGACUUCAUAAUAACAAUAACAUAUUCCGUUAUUCCAUCCAUGUUGAAUCCAUUAAUCUACAGCAUGAGAAACAAAGAUAUCAAAGUUGCUCUUUCAAGACUUUUUGGUCAGAAGUUAUUGUUUUGUUAA